AUUCUGUAAAAAUGGCAAAUAUUGGGAUUGGCAAGGAAAGGGGAGAUAAUGCAACAGACAGGGAACCAUUCAAAGUUCAUUGGUUAGAUUCAGCAUACCAGCAAACUCUACUGCCGAAUGCACCAUGGCACUUGAUAGAGGAUAGGAUAUCCCAGGUGUUGGCUCAGCGUGUUGAGAAACAGUUCCUGAAACCAGAGCGUAAAGAGGCCCUGCUACAAAUACUGGGGCAAGAUUUCACUGAUAAAUAUCUGUCUACUGCUAAACGUAAUCCAUGGGUUCUGGAGUUGCCAGCUAUGACACCAGAGGAGAAACAGAAAAUGUUACGGGAGGCCCAGUCUUACCUUAAUAGUCAGAUGUAUAAAGCUGCCAGUGAUGUCGGCUAUGAACACAUGACAAAACCAAAUCCAAGUGGAAAUCCUCCCCCAGAUUAUUCAGCAUUUCUACAGCAUACAUUUAACAUAUUUAAGAUUGGUCUAGACAGGGAGCUAUACAGACAUGAGCAGGAAUUAACAAAACAGAGGAAGCAUCAGAUGAACAUGGAGAGGAAGUAUUUACAGAAGAUACCUGCUCCUAGCCGACUGAAACCGGUUAGUACCGGAAUUAGUUCAGUAUCGAGUGGGACGUCCACUAAACCAAAUAGUGGAGUUAUGAGAAUGGAGGUACAGAAAGUGGACGGUGAUCCACCACCUUUAUGGGGUGCUCAAAGUGAUGAGAUUGGUAAAUCUAUACUGGCUAUUCUACAGAAAGAUCCUCGCAAGUUUGAACAUGUAGCCGAGCGUUUACACGCGAGACAGUUACCUGGGAGUCUGAGAGCAUACAUGUGGUCAGAUAUACUGUUUAAAGAGGAGAGAAAAAGACUCAAAGAAGUUGUUGUAGAGAAGGUUGUGAGAGAGAGGUUUGCGAAGGCUCUAGGACGAGGUAUACAAGAUCUGAAGAUUAACAGGGCAACAAGUUCACCUAUCAAUGGUCUGAUAGAGAAUGCUGUUAUUGAGACAUACAACAAGACUACAUGUCUGGUGCCGUUCAAAAACCCGGAGCAUAUGAAGGAAGCUAUAAGAACCCUGAAUGUUCUUUAUGUGUAUGACAGGAGUUAUGAACCUUAUCUUAUAUACUGGUUAUUUCCCCUGCAAAUAGCCUUCCAACAUCAAGGUCAACAAGAAGAUAAAGGUGAAACUGUAAUUGAGCUGGCUAUGUACAUGGACCUCUUAAACUCCAACUGUUUCCCAACAUGGCCGGUUGUGUUUGCUAUAGCCGAGAAAUCUCUGACAUCUAUACGUGACUCGGACCCUGACUUCUACAAUCAUCUUAAAAUGAUCUCCAAAAUUAAUGUGAAAGUUAAUCCAAAGGAGUUUCUAGUACAACUAUUACAUGAAGAGAAAGCGAAGGCGGAGCUGUUAUUACAGACAACACCAGGGGGCGUACGUGAACAGGAAAUGUCAGCUCAGUUACUGGCCGACCCUCUUGUAUUCAUACGUCGCUGGAUUGGUGAGGGUUUUGUGAGUAUUCUGGAUGCACCAAGCGUGAUGUAUAUCUGGGACCAGUGUUUCCUACAGAACUGGCACAGUACUGUUUUAGAGAACUUUGUUGUGGCUCUACUUGAGCUACUGAGGCAUAAAUUCAUGGCAGCCAGAGAUUACCUGGGUAUGAAAGAGGUGUUCAUGAGAGAGCCGUGUAAGUUAUACACGAUAGAUUUACAGCAGGCAUUUUUACACAUGGAAAAAGGAAAUGAUCCUUCAGAUAUACCUUUCCUUAACAGACAGAGACCUGGCACACCAUUGACACAUGUUAGUCAGCUGUCAAAUCCGUUCAGUGAUCCUGUAGGUGGAAUUCUCAACCCAUGUGGACUUAAAGAUGUCAAAUUAGAACUUGUUAUACCAUCAGAGGUCAUGCAAAGGGAGCCCUGGUUAGCAAGUGUAGAUCCCAACAAUUUAAAACUAAAUGUUGUAGCUUACUUUGGAGAGGUACGGUUGAAAUCCAACAGUUCUAUGAUGCCUUCAAAUGUCAUCUCGACUUCACAAGAUAGUUAUGGAAAUACAAUAUAUCAGAUUGUUUAUCCAGAGGACAAAUUUAUUUUCUCGGAUCUUGAUUUAGCGCCGUAUGAUCUGGAACGAGAGAUGGGAGCCUAUCCAUAUGCUAUAGUGAGAGUGGAUUACACCCUUGUAGAUCCUGCCUCUCCUAAAAACAAGAAGGUGAUUCCAGUAGGGUGGGCAAGAAUUCCUUUGUUUCAACGGCAGCAUGUCCAUGGUGCAACGUCAGUGACCUCCAUUGAUAUAAAGUGGGACCUUCAAGAUGGGGAACGAGUCUAUGACCUUCAUCCUGGAGAAAUUCCUGACACCCUUAUCUCUACCCAGCCAGUGACUCCACUAGAAGGUGGUCAACCCCAGGAAGGUGCUAUUCUCGGAUAUAAUUCCAAAUUAACAUUGAUGGUCUUUGACCCAAAGAAUGAGCCUCAGGGUAAAUUUAAGGCUUCUUUACCCCCACAGAUGCCCCCUACAGAUACAAGAAAGCCGACACCCAUCCCAUCUCCCAGACAACCUACACCAGUAAAGACUCCCACGCCAGUAAAUCCAACACCUGCUCCUCCAUCAAGAACAUUAAAUGAUGAACCAUGGGUACCUCAUAAGAAAGAAUUGACAAGAGCAGAUCCCAAACCUACUGGUCUGAGAGACCCUAUAGAUCUGUAUAUAGACAGUGUUAGGUUCAUUCCUGAUAAUGCCACUGUAAUAAAGGUGACUGGAAGAGUUUUAAGAACUGGCUCAGUUGGAAAUGUAGAAGACAUUUUAGUGUUACCUGACCUUAACAGCUCGGCACGCAGUCCGACGUUUACAUAUCGUCUCACUAUCAAUAUGGAGAAGAAAGAAGCAGACGCAGGGAUGCUGGCAUUCCUCAGAGUGUAUUCUGUUGACAUUGUUGGUGAUACAAUAGGUGUUGUAGGAAGUUGUCUAGUACCAUUCUUUGAUACUAAAAAGAAACUGCGUGUUGGAGGUUACCAGUAUAGGUUACACAAUGGCAUGCCGGUGCUGGCCCAGCCAACUGGGAUAUCGGGGAUCAAACCUACUGAUCUGGACACUAUACCCACUAUGCCAGGUUCAUCUAUGUUGGUGAGGAUCAUGCCACAUACAGAGGGACAAGCACCGUAUCCCCAGUACUCAUCAGGAUAUUUUGAGUCUUCAACGUGUCAACCCUCGGCUUCUGAGUACCGGAUAUUCCGGAGUUAUAAUGAACACAUGGCGUACCCAUCAUCUGUGAGGGAAAUGAUACAGAGGAUCAUGGAGACUGAUGGACUACAAUCUCACGGGAAAUCAGAUACAGAGUUGUUGGACUGGUUACAGAAUAGAUUAGAUAUCCGUCAACAUCUGACACCAGGGCGUCCAGCCGGAGAUCUGUCUCUCCUACGAUGUGUUCGAUAUAAACUCAAGAUGGGCCUUAAAGUGAAAAUAAACAAGGUGUAUGGGAUGCCAGAGGGAGUGUACAUCCAGUGUUUUGGGCGUGUUGCACCUGGAGCUAAGGUUUUGAGUAUGGAUCCUACAGCUGAAGGGUUUGGUGGCGAGGAAAAGUUUGUUACUCUCAAACACAACUUUGACAGCUUCCAGAGUGCCCAGGAAUGGACAGAUGACCCCACUCAUCUGCAUCCAUUCUAUGACCAGAACUCAUGUCUGGUGAUACAACUGUUUGGGUUAGAGGUACAAUACCAUCCUAAACCUGACCAUAGAGAACCUGGUACUGUUACAGAUAUCAAGGGGAACGAACUCUCCCUGGAGGACGAAGCACGCAUCAUUGGAUGGGCUGUUCUGCCAAUGUUUGAAGGAAAUAAAUUUGGCUCUGUCCCAUGGAACUCAGUACUGGUAGGAAAUCAUCAUGUUCCAGUGUUUAAAGGGAAACCAUCAGCUGAGAUCCUACAGCAACUGACCAUGUUACCAUGUGAACAGGUCCUGCAACAACAGAACUGGACCGCAAGGACUAAAUAUAAUGCAGGCAGUAUGGACCUAACACUGUGGGAUGCUCACUUUGAUUAUGAUGACAUACCAGAACUGCCUAUCUAUGAAUAUCUGUUAGAGCCAGUGGGUAAGUUAGCUGACUAUCGCAAGGCUCGGAAUCCAAGCUCCGGUAAGACAAUGAACAAUUUUGUUCUUGAUGUGCUGGAAACCAAAUACAAGAAGCAAGGUACCAAUAACUCCAUUUUCCAGAAAGAGCGAGGCUUCUUCCAAGAACUCAUGGAAAAAACAUUUUAUGAGCUUAUGAUGUACAUUGUCAGUAUUGAGAGUCCAUUACUGACCCCUGCGUGAGGUUAGGAGUUUCUAGGGUACCAAACGAUUGUCUAUGAAAGUGCAUUGAUGACAUCUGGAUAUGGUCCGUUGUAAAGUAUAUGUUAUAUACAGUAUCAGAAUCAUCUCAUCUGUAUUCCAUGGAUUUAAAUUCAUUGUAGACAACAUUUUGUUCAUUGAUACAAUUUUAAUACAAAGUGUUCCAUGGAUAUAGUCUAUUAUAUUACUUGUUUUCUAUGGACACAUUUUAUUUAAUACAAUAGAUUCAAUGGAUAUACGGGACAUAUUUUCUGUGGAAACUAUCAAUCAUUGAUCGCAAAUAUUCCAUGAAUACAGCCUUUUGGCAUUUGUUCCAUAGAUACAGGCCAUUUGGGUACACUUCUUUGUAAAACCCACCACAGCCAAAUAUGACUUACAACAUGUGAAAAAGAUAACAAAAUAUUACAACAAUUCUACAUUAUUGCAAACAUCAUUUAUGAAAUAAGAAUUUCACAAUUGUUUCCUUUUAUUUCUUUUUUUAGCUCACCUGUCACAAAGUGACAGGGUGAGCUUUUGUGAUCGCUUUUCGUCCGGCGUCCGUCCGUCCGUCCGUCGUCCGUCCGUCGUCCGUCCGUAAACUUUUGCUUUAAAUGACAUCUCCUCAUAAACCACUGAGCCAAUUUCAUCCAAACUUCACAGGAAUGUUCCUUUGGUGGUCACCUUAAAAAAUUGUUCAAAGAAUUUAAUUCCAUGCAGAACUCUGGUUGCCAUGGCAACCGAAAGAAAAAUCUUUAAAUAUCUUCUUUUAAACAACCUUAAGAGCUAGAGCUUAGAUAUUUGGCAUGAAACAUGUUCUAAUGGGUGUCUACCAAGUUUGUUCAAAUAAAAGCCCUGGGGUCAAAAUUGGCCCCGCCCCGGGGGGUCAUUGAUUUUCCCUAUAUGCAUAUAGUAAAAACUUUAAAAAUCUUCUUUUAAAGAACUGUAUGAGCUAGGCUAAGAUAUUUGGCAUGGAACAUCUUCUAGUGAGUGUCUACCAAGUUUGUUCAAAUAAAAGCCCUGGGUCAAAAUUGGCCCCGCCCCCGGGGGGUCAUUGAUUUUUCCUAUAUGCAUAUAGUAAAAACUUAAAAAAAUCUUCUUUUAAAGAACUGUAAGAGCUAGAGCUUAGAUAUUUGGCAUGAAACAUCUUCUAGUGAAUGUCUACCAAGUUUGUUCAAAUAAAAGCCCUGGGAUCAAAAUUGGCCCCACCCCAGGGCGUCAUUGAUUUUCCCUAUAUGCAUAAAGUAAAAACUUAAAAAAUCUUCUUUUAAAGAACCCAAAGAGCUAGAGCUUAGAUAUUUGGCAUGAAACAUCUUCUAGUGAAUGUCUACCAAGUUUGUUCAAAUAAAAGCCCUGGGGACAAAAUUGGCCCCGCCCUGGGGGGUAAUUGAUUUUCCCUAUAUGCAUAUAGUAAAAACUUAAAAAAUCUUCUUUUAAAGAAUCGUAAGAGCUAGAACUUAGAUGUUUGGCAUGAAACAUCUUCUAGUGAAUGUCUACCAAGUUUGUUCAAAUAAAAGCCCUGGGGUCAAAAUUGGCCCCUCCCCAGGGGGUCAUUGAUUUUCCUUAUAUGCAUAUAGUAAAAACUUAUAAAAUCUUCUUUUAAAGAACCCAAAGAGCUAGAGCUAAGAUAUUUAGCAUGAGACAUGUUCUAAUGGGUGUCUACCAAGUAUGUUCAAAUAAAAGCCCUGGGGUCAAAACUGGCCCCGCCCCGGGGGUCAUUGAUUUUCCUUAUAUACAUAGCAAAAACUUAAAAAUCUUCUUUGAAAAAACCCAAAUAACUAGAGUUUAGAUAUUAAGCAUGAAACAUCUUUAAGUAAAUAUCUACAAAGUUUGUUCAAAUAAAAGCCCAGGGGUCAAAACUGGCCCUGCCCGAGGGGUGUCAUUGUUUUUAACUAUAUGUGUAUAGUAAAAACUUAAAAAAUCUUCUUUUAAAAAACCCAAUGAGCUAGAACUUAGAUGUUUUGCAUGAAACAUCUUCUUAUGGGUGUCUACCAAGUCUGUUCAAAUAAAAGCCCUUGGGUAAAAAUUGGCCCGGGGGGGGGCUAUAUACAGGUGAGCGACCUGAGGGCCAUCAUGGCCCUCUUGUUUAAUUACACUGAUUGUUGUCAACAUACGAUGAGUCCAUCCAAAUACAUGGUUGUUUAUUUGUAGAUUACUCAUUUUUGUUUUGUUAGUUAAUUAUCAUCUGAAAGUCAGUCAUGUCCUACAUAGUUUAUGUAUAAUCUUAGUUUUAUCUUCAAACAACUGUCUCUCUUAUUGUAAACAUGAACAUGAUUUUUACCAAAAUUUCAUGCAUUUUAAAAAUUUUAGUACGUUUAUCAUAUGUUUACGUUUAUCAUAUGUUUACGACAUUAUUUAGGCAAUGGCUAUGUAUUCUAAUGAAGCUGGUAAUGACGUUAAAAAGUUGUGUAAAGAAUAUAAGAUUUAUAAAAUGUUCAUCAUCUUGAUGCACUAUAUUUACAAAUAUUUCAGCCAAAAUAUUAAAGAGUGUGCGCCAAACAUUGUUACUAAUUAUGAACUGUUGUUACUUGUUUAUAUGGUUUAUGGCUAUUUAUGGGGUAAGAAGCGGCUAGCAUUUGAUGCAUAAUGAUUUGUACUUUUUAAAAUAAAUAGUGUUCGAAACAA
Molecule: messenger RNA, 6905 nt
Organism: Ruditapes philippinarum (Manila clam)
Lineage: Eukaryota; Metazoa; Mollusca; Bivalvia; Venerida; Veneridae
Exons: 30
Coding region: 12-4286 (1424 amino acids)
Source: RefSeq, a predicted model, not a curated record